Molecule: messenger RNA, 1347 nt
Organism: Perkinsus marinus ATCC 50983
Lineage: Eukaryota; Perkinsozoa; Perkinsida; Perkinsidae
Product: morn protein, putative
Exons: 12
Coding region: 1-1347 (448 amino acids)
Source: RefSeq, a predicted model, not a curated record
AUGUCAGCUAUAAUAUACACCAAAGACAUCGGUGAAGACAUCAAGUUUUGGACGUCCAUGGACAAGUCGGGUGCGAAAAUUAUUGGAUGCAGCCCUGAGGAAGUUGAGGGUGGAAGGCGAAUAAACGGCACGGCUAUGGCACCAGAGAAUCCUAUAUGGUGGGAUCGCGUUAUGAAGGCGAGUGGAAUCAAGGCAUGCGGCAUGGCCAAGGAACUCAGUGGGUUCGGUGUAGAAAUGGCAGAGGUGUCCGGAAGUGAGUAUUAUGGUGUGGAAGGGUCCGAUUGGGAAUGGAUCCUGCGUUACAGAGAAUCGUGGCUACUUGCAAUGCAUAUGAUCCCGUUCGACUUCUACUUUUCGAAUAGGUUCUAUGCUGGAUCGUGGGUUAACGAUAGACGGGAAGGAUACGGAACAGGGUGUUACGAGGACGGUUCUUUCUACCACGGUAACUGGGUCAAUGAUGAGCGUGAAGGAGAGGGACUUAUGUUCUUUGCCAACGGUGAUACGUACCGUGGACAAUGGCGUCAAGGAAAGCGGUCUGGGCUCGGUAUACUGGUAGUCGGUGAAACUGGAGACUUGUAUGAAGGUCAAUGGCUGAACGACAAAAAGGAAGGCUCUGGGCGUUACUACUAUCGUUCGCGCAGGAAAGUGAUGGUAGGAGAAUGGGCUGAAGACAUGUGUAGAACGGGGUCAGUGUCAGCUUACGAAGAUCCUAUCGGAUGUGAGUUGAGUCUAGGCCGAUUCCAAAGGCCGCAGUACUUGCCGCUAAAAAAGCUUAUCUCUCUAUUAGUGGACAUCCCGACUCUCCGGCUGAAGGAUAUAGAUGGUCUCUUACGAAGCAAGAUGGAAGAGAUCAGAUCGGAAAGAUUCCUCUUCCGAGUACUCAACACUCCACUUCCUGACUUGUUCGACUCCGAUGAUCUCACACAUAUCCGUGAUGUCCAUGCGGCGGCAGUGAGCAACUCCCAGGACGGCAUACUAAGCCUUGUCUCAUUGAAGGCCCUUGUGCUGUCCCUUUUCGGCGUGCAGUUCUCACCCGAGGACCUCUGGGAGCUAUGCGUCACUGUGGGUGUCAUCACUGAGGAGGAGGCUCAACGAGCCGUUGUGUUAACGGAAACCGAGUUGAAAGCACCACCGGAAUCCUCCCUCCCCAACGACAAUAGGGAAGUCAUCGAACACGUCAUAGAUAGCCUGACCGAUGACGAGGACGAUGAGGAAGAGGACGAGGAUGCAACCACAGAGUUGCGCGAACAAAUAGCAUAUCGCCAUUUCAUCAUACCAAGCAGCGCCUUUACACUUGAUCGUUUUGCCAGGAUCGUUACACUCAUACUGGCCAAGCUGAAUCACUAG